Molecule: messenger RNA, 321 nt
Organism: Habropoda laboriosa
Lineage: Eukaryota; Metazoa; Arthropoda; Insecta; Hymenoptera; Apidae
Product: zinc finger protein 510-like
Exons: 1
Coding region: 1-321 (106 amino acids)
Source: RefSeq, a predicted model, not a curated record
AUGAACUAUUUCCUCUGCGACUCGUCCAUCCUGAAUUCCGUGGAAGCUAGCGUGCUUCGUAAAAGCGGCGUCAAGUCACACCAGCAGUUUCGCUGCGACGGUUGCGACAGAGCUUACACGCGAAUGGACAGCCUGAAACGGCAUCAGACCAAGUGCGACGCCUCGUUGGAGAAGCUGCAAGAGGAGGUCGAGUGGCUUCAUCGGCAAAAGUUUUAUUGCAAUCAGUGCGGGAAAGGCUACAAAAGGUUGGACACGCUGAGAAGGCACCAGAGGCUCGUCUGCGGCGACAAGGAGGCCGCUAACGACAAGCCCUCCUCUUAA